AUGGGUAUACAAGGAAGCCACCAAGAAUGUCAAAUAUGUUGUGAGGACAAACUUGCGUGUGAUUAUGGUCUCCCAUUAACUGCUACUUGCGGACAUAUAUAUCAGACUACAUGCAAUAAAUGUGUCGUACAGUACGUUGAAAAAGCGUUUGAAGACACAUGUCGAGAUGAUAUUCGUUGUCCUGAACCCGACUGUGGCAGUCAACUCGACUAUAAUGUAGUGAAAUAUAUUCUCAGCUGUGGUGAUGAUAAGAAAGUUUUUGAUCGGUACGAUCGAUUUAUUCUUCAUCGACAAUUAGAGCAGAUGGAUGAGUUCAUUUGGUGCUCAAAUCCUGAUUGUGGGAUGGGACAACUCAACGAUGGUGGAUCCGAAAAUAAUAUUAUCACUUGUUUUAACUGCCAUCACAGAACAUGUUUUAUCCACAAAGUUCCAUGGCAUGAAGGACUAACAUGUGCAGAGUAUGACGAGACGAAAGAUGCUGAUGAUGAAGCCAGUCAGCUGUGGAUGAUCCAGAACUCGAAAAAAUGUCCCAACUGUCCAUAUCGAAUCGAAAAGAACGAUGGUUGUGACCGUAUGAAAUGUAUGAAAUGUUCGUAUGAGUUUUGUUGGUCUUGUUUGGCUGAUUAUGAACGGAUACGAAAAGAUGGUAAUCACAGACAUCAUCCGAACUGCAAACAUUAUGCACCGUACGAUGAAGAGUAG
Adineta ricciae is the source of this 702-nucleotide messenger RNA. The record is from the annotation of a GenBank genome assembly. Lineage: Eukaryota; Metazoa; Rotifera; Eurotatoria; Adinetida; Adinetidae.